This is a messenger RNA of Closterium sp. Naga37s-1, 7647 nucleotides long. Lineage: Eukaryota; Viridiplantae; Streptophyta; Zygnematophyceae; Desmidiales; Closteriaceae. The record is from the annotation of a GenBank genome assembly.
AUGGACACGUACACGCAGGCGCUCAAGGUGCUCUCUCUCGAGCGCGCCGCUUUCCCCGAUGCCAGCGCUUCCGCCAACGCUUCUCCGCACCCCGCGGGGAGCGUCCGUCAGGGUUCACUUCCCGGCCAUUGGCGGCGCAGGCGGGGCGGAAGGACUUCCGCGCGAGGGGGACGGGGGGAGGCGUCUGGCGGAAAGCGCGCGCACAGGAGCCAGUCGGAGAAGAAGCCGCAAGCCAGCCUGAUGCCUCCGCUUUCCCCCAUCUCCCCGACCUCCGCGCGUGCUGCGGACGUAACCCCCAUACGCGGACACCCUGCGCAGGGAGAGGCGCAAGGGGAAGCAGACGUGGUGGAGGUGGUUGGGGGUGGGGGGGAAGGGGGAACGGGGAGCGGAGAUGCGGCAGCAGGGGGAGAGAAUGGGAGUGUCGAUCUGAUAAAGGGCAAAAAGGAUGGGCGAAUGGGGGAACAAAGGGGCCGGGUGAGCGGUGGGAAGGGGCUAAGAGCGUGGGACGUGGCGGGGGGCGAUGGUCAGCGGGCGGGGGAGAGGGCCGCAGGUCGAGCAGGGGGAACAGAAGGCAGGAUAGGGGAAGGGGGGGACUGCGAAGAGAGCAAGGAAGGGGGGAGCGCGGAUGAUGGGAAGGAGGAGGAAGAGCAGGAGGAGGAGGAGGGAGAGGAGGACGAGGAGGAGGAGGAGGAAGAGGAGGAGGAGGAGGAGGAAGAGGAGGAGGAGGAAGGGGAGGAGGAGGAAAGGGAGGAGGGGGGGAAGCAGGAGGGGGUGGGUGGUGUGGGGAGAGCAGGGAAGCAGCCGAGCGGGCAGGCGGCAGUAGAGGCACAGAUGUUUGUGAGUGACGCGAGACAGGCUUCUAGUCAACACCUGUCAGUGGGAGGAGCAUCAGCACAAGCAGCACCGGUGCAAGCAGCAUCAGCACAAGCAGCAUCAGCACAAGCAGCAUCAGCACAAGCAGCAUCAGCACAAGCAGCAUCAGCACAAGCAGCACCGGUGCAAGCAGCAUCAGCACAAGCAGCAUCAGCACAAGCAGCAUCAGCACAAGCAGCAUCAGCACAAGCAGCAUCAGCACAAGCAGCGUCAGCACAGCAGCCCUUGACGAUACACUCUCAGCCGCUACGUAGGGAGCAGAGGGAGGAAGUCGUGGGAGCAGUGUGGGCUAUUGAGCGGAAGCAAGAGGCUGCAGGGGAAUGUGCGUCACAGCAGCCAUGGGAGGUGCCCUCCAGGACGCACGGCGCAGCACAGGCGGGCGGUGCUGCUGUGGGCGGUUCUGAUGGUUACAGCGCAUGCCGUGACUCCAUGCGCCCACCACAACCACUGCUGCCGCCACAGCAGCAACAGAUAUCACAGCAGCAGCAGCCACAAUCACAGCAGCAUCAACAGCUGGCUGUCCCCAGCCCCGCUGCUGCUGCUGCUGCUGCUGCUGUGGCCACUCCAAGGCCGCGGCCAAGCGAGAGCUUCUGGGCCCACGUGGAGGGCUUCUUCCGCCCUGUCACCACUGCUGACGUGGCGCUGCUCUCCCCUGCUGCUUACGUGGCACACUUCAGCCGCAUCACGGAGCGAGAUCCCACCUUUGCCCUGCCGCCUGCAGGCCACCGCCCCCGCUUAGACCACCGCUCGGUGCUGACCUCAAAGGGGCGCGCACAGGAAGGGGGGGCACAUGCAGUGAUGGCAGUGGUGCCACGGCAGGGGGGGGAACAGGGGCUUGGGAAGGGAGAGGGGACGUGGAGGGGGAAUGGAGUAGGAGAUGGGCGUUUGGGGGGGCAGGGGGGUGAGCAAAGGGCGGGGGAGCGUGGGCAGGGGGGAGCGGAGGGAGAGGGGGGACAGGCGGGAAUGCAGGUGCAGGGGCAGCAGUUGCAGCAGCAGCAGGUGGAGCAGCAGCAGCGAGGCCAGCAGCAGCCGCAGAAGCGGCGGAGGCAGAGGCAGCAGGGAGGGGCAGCGAGGGCUGAGGGGAGCGAUAGGCAGCUGAGGAAGAGGAGGGGGGCGCAGGUGGGGGAGGGGGGGAAUGCUGCUGCUGCAGGGGGCAGGGCUGGGGCAAUUGCUCAAGCCGUGGGAAGGGGGAGGCAGGGAGGAGCGAAGGGAGGGGCGGAGGGAGUGGGGAAGGGAGGGGAGGAGGGAGCUAAGGAGGAGGAGGAGGAGGAGGAGGGGGGAGGGGAGGGGGAGGCGUGUGAUGUGUGCUGCCAGACGGAGAGCGACGAUGCAAACCCGAUAGUGUUCUGCGAUGGCUGUGAUGUGGCUGUUCACCGCCAGUGCUACGGCAUCCCCCCUGCUGCCCUGCUACCCGUGGGGGGAGAGGAACGGACGAGAGAAAAGGGGGAGGGAGCGCAGGAGCAGGGAGGGGGGGAGCACAGUAGGGAUGAAGAGGAGGAGGAAGAGGCAAGUCUACCGUGGCUGUGUGCGCGGUGCAGCAGCAGCCGGCCUGCUCAGGUGCGCUGUGCGCUCUGCCCCGUGCUCUCCGGUGCCUUCAAACCCGCUCUCCCUGGCGCUCCUCCCUCCGCUUCCUUGGAACCCGCUGCACCAGCUGGUUUGCCAGCAGCCGUGGCAGCACCCACGCCACCAGCACCCGCACAAGACGCACAUGGGCCGCAGCAGCAGCAGCAACGAGGGGAGCAACAACAGCAACAGCACCAUCCGGCUCAGCACCACCAGCAGCAGCAGCAGCAGCAGCAUGAGCAGCAGGAGCAGAAGGACGAGCAGCAGGAUGACCAGCAAGAUGAGCUGUUUGCGCAUCUGUUCUGCAGCCAGUGGGUGCCGGAGACGUACGUGGGCGAUCCAGAGAGCAUGCAGCCCGUGUGCAACGUGGGGGGCGUCAGUCAGGAGCGCCGCCGCAUGCUGUGCUGCCUGUGCCGCUCCAAGGAGGGCAUGUGCGCAGUGCCCUUCCACCCCAUGUGCGCGCGCCAGGGGGGCCUGCUCAUGACCCUCUCCGCCUCCCCCUGCUCCCCCCGCGUGCUCCUGAAGGCCUUCUGCCCCCGCCACUCCGCCCUGCGCCUCCCCCCCCUGCUGCAGCAGCUGCAGGCAGGGGGGGGCGGAGGGGGAGGGAAAGGGGGAGAGGGUGAGGAGGCGGGGAAGACAGGCGGAAGGGUGGGGCGCGGUGCAGGGACGGUGGGGGAGAGGGGACAAGGGGGCGGAGGGAAGGAAGAGAAGAUGGAUGGGGGGAUUGAAAGGGGAGUGGUGGGAGAGGGGUGGGUGGGAGGGGAGAAGGGAAUUAGGGGGGUUGAGAAACAUGGAGAGGAGGGGGAUGAGGGAGAGGAGGAGAGUGAGGAAGAAGGGGAUGGAGGGGAGGACGGAGGGGAGGAGGCAGGAGGAAGGGGAGGAGAGGGGGGUGGGUCACAAGGGCGCUUGGAGGAUAAGAAGGGAUUGUUCAGGUCAGAGGGUAGUGGGCAGGAGCGAACAGCUUCUGAGAGGCACGGAGGAGAGAGAUCAGAUUGUGGUGAAGAGGGAGAGAGGGACGGAGGAAAUGGAAUGCUGGUGGAGAGAGAGGAGGGAGGGAGAAGAGAAGUAAAGGGACAGGAGGGAGGAGGAGAGGAGGGAGCGAGAGAAAAGGGAGAAGCUGAUUCAAGGGAGAAAGGGAAGGAGGAUACGCAUACAGGAAGGGGGACGAACAGUGGAGAUGUUGGGUCCUGUGCCGGUGGUGGUUGUGGUGAUGCUGAUGCUGCACGUGGUGAUGCUGUAAUGAAGAAUGCAAGUGGGUUAAGAACAGCAGCAGAGGCAGCGGCAGGGCAGGCAGCAGCAGCAGAGCAGGCAGCAGGGGAGACAGCAGUGGUAGAGGAGUCAGAUGAUGACGAUGAUGUGGUGGUGCUGGUGGAAGAGGGAUCAGGGAGGGAGGAGGUGGACGCAGCAGCAGCAGGGACAAGGGGUUGCCUGCCAGAGGCAUCAGGAAGGAGUGUGCGCAGCGAAGCAAGGCCCAAUGCUAGUGCUGCAGGUGCUGUGAUGCCAGUUGCACGUGCUGAUGUGGCACAAGUGACGUGUGCUGCUGAUAUGGCGCCAGCAAAGCAAGCCCAGGCUGACGUGGAGUGGCCCAGAUGGGAGGGCGCUGCUGCGCUGGCGCUGAGUCAGCAGGUGCGGUGCCACGCGUACGUGCGUGGAUAUGCAGAAAUACUGCAGGCGUCAGAUAACGUGGGGAGGAGGGCGUCAGGUGAAGAGGCGAUAACGAUAAUGGACUCCAAGAAGAAGGAGGGGGUGGUGGAGAGGAAGAUGGUGGCUGAUCGUUGUGUACGGCAUGUGAAGGAUGAAAGGGAGGAAGAUGGGGAAGGGCAGGAGGAGGAGGGGAGAAGAGGCGUUGGGGAGCAAGUGAAGCAAGGGGAGGAGCACAAAGCGAGCAGGAGGCAGCAGGGAGCGCAGCUGAUCCAUUUAGAUGGUGCACUGGUGCAGGUGGCAUCAGAGGGAGGUACACCUGAGGACGAGGUCACAUCCGAGCUCAUCAUAGCACAGACCCAGCUGCUGUCCGUCCUGCACACCCUCUCCCACCGCUCUCAACACCUGCUGCACCGCAUGCUACCGUGCCUGCAGGCGGAGAGGCAAGCAGCAGAGGCGCAGCAGCAGGGGAAGGCGGCAGUGGAAGAGUACCUGGGCGUGCUGAGGGAGCAGCGCAAGCAGGGGCGGCGGGACCGGCGGGAGAGAGAGGCUCAGGCCGUGCUGGCGGCGGCUGAAGCUGCUGCUGCUGCUUCCCCCCGUGUGGGGCAUCUGAAGAGGGACCCUGGGGGACCUGCUGGGGUAGGUGCUGCUGGGGUGGGUGCUGCUGGUGUGGGUGCUGCUGCUCCUGCUAGUCCUCUGGCCGUUUCUGCUCUUGCUGCUGCUGGCCCUGCUGCAGGUGCUGCUGCUGCUGCUGCUGCUGCUGCUACUGCUGCUGCUGCGGGUAUGGGUGGUGCUGGGGGUGGUGUGUCUCCGUCUUGGGUGCUUGGUGUGAGGGCGUGGGGAAGGGGAUGGGGAGGAGGGAGAGGGAGAGCGGGACUGGGAAUGACGAGGCUGGGGGGUGCAUUUGGCAGUCCUGCUGCUGCUUCUCCUGCUGCUGCUUCUCCUGCUGCUGCUGACAGUGGUACUGCCACUGCUGCAGCGGUUGGUGGUGUUGGUGCUGCCAGUGGUGUUGGUGGUGGUGGUGGUGGUGGUGGUGCAAGUGCGGCUGCUGAUGCAGGGCGAGUGCAAGCAUCCCCCUUGGCGUCCCGCCCCUCCCUCUUCCCCUCUGCAUCAGCUCGCCCUGGGCUUGCCGAUGCUGCCAUAGGGGUGAGGGGGAGAGGUGCGUGGGGCCGGGGAAGGGGCAGGGGGCGUGGGGCAUGGACAGGGGGAGGGAGAGGGCGAGUGGGGGGGAGAGUUGGGGGAAGAGGAGGGGGGAGAGUGGGAGGGAGAGUGGGUUGGGGCAGGAGAAUGGAUGUAUCUUCGGGGUUGUUGAAUGGUGUGGGUGUUGAGGGGGAUGGACAGAUGAAGAGUGAUGCAGUGAGGUAUGGGGAGGUGGGGGAGGCAGUAGAGGAGGGGGAGGAAGGGGAGCGCAAUGGGGAAGGUGAGGGAGAGGAGGGGGGUUUGUGGAGGGAGUGUGGGGCGUGCUGGCAGAGGGAGUGUGGGCCGCACAGGAGCAUGGUUGAGUGUGGAAAGUGCCACGUGGCAGUUCACCAUUGGUGUUAUGGCGUGCCUGAAGGGAGGUCGGGGCCGUGGUUGUGCCAGGUGUGCCGCUGGGAUUGGGUGGUGAAGGGGGAAGAGAGGGACAGGCAUCAACAGCAGGAUAAGCAGAAGCAGGAGCAGGUGGAGCAGCAAGAGGAGUGGCAGCAGGAAUGGCAGGGGUCACCGCAGUCCCACUCACCUGCACCCCCCCACCCGCCUCCCCUCCCUUCAGCAAUGCUCCCUCCCUCCCAUGUGUCCUGCGCCCUCUGCUCUCCUGCUGCGUCCUUGGGCGCUGCUGGGCAGAGGAAGCAGGGUGAUGAUGGGGAGAAGAGGGGCGAGAGGGAGGAGGGCGGCGAGUGGGGAGAGAGGGUGAAGCAGAGUGCGGAGGCACGGCGGCGACAGGGAGGAGUGGCAGCAGCAGUGUUGGGGGAGGUGGAAAGGGAGAGGGGAGCGGGGGUGAGUGGGGAGGGAGGAGGGAAGAGGAGAGGGGAUGGGUUGACGGGGGGAGAGGGAGUGAGAGUGGAGGGGGGCUGUAGAGAAGUGGAGGUUUUGCUUCCAAGAGAAGGCACUUCGCAGGAAGGAGAGACAGGGGGAGAGAGGAAGACGGAGGAGGGAGUGAGGAGGGAUGGGGCGGUGGAAAGAGGAGGUGGAUGGGGGAGUGAUGGAAAUGAGGAGACUGGGGGCUUGGGUGGGAGCAGGGAGGGGAAGGGGAACGGGAGGGUGGGGGAUGCGGGGCAAGCGGCAUUGAAACGAACGGAGCAGGCCGAGUGGGUGCAUCUGCUGUGCGCUCAGGUGUUGUUUCCCGACUGUGCUGUGCUCGGUGCGUCUGAGGAUGCGCCCCUCAGCCUUACUGGCGCCAUCCCUCCCAGCACGCAGCAUCACCGCUGCUGCUUCUGCCACUCCUCAUCUAUGCAACCAUGCUCCCAGUGCGCCAUGCCAGGCUGUCCCCGUGUAAUGCACCCCAUGUGUGCGCGCCACUGCUCUCGCCUCACCACUCCCCACCCACCUUCAGAGCGGCCUCACACACCCUCUCCCAUCUUCACCCCACCCUUGCCUCCCUCUGCCACCGCUGCCACCUCCACUACCCCCGCCGCUGCCCCCACCACUACCCCUCCCACUGCCCUUGCCAUUGUCCCCGCCUCUCUUGCUCCUCCCCCAACAACCUGUCCCACCGCUGGUAUCACCGCUGUUGAUUCUCCUGGCAUUGCAGCACCUGCUGCUAUUCCCCCACCUCCUCCUCUCUCCUCCACUCCUUCGACCAUUCCUCUCUCCUCUCUCGCAACAGCACUCCCUCCUCCUCCACCACCCACUGCCACCACCUCAGUUCCUGUCAAACCCCCUCAGGCAACUCUGAAAAUUCUCUUGUACUGCCCAGAGCAUGCAGCAGCUUCCGGCAUCCGAAAACUCGACCCCCAUUUCCAGCAAUCCCGCCUCCCCAGUAGCACCUCCCUGCUCCCCUCCAGUGCACCUCUGUUGCCGUCAAAGCGCCAAGCUUCAGUUUCCUUCGCCAAUCACGAGGAUCAGAAGAGACGCUGUGUGGGAGUGGCUGAGGGGGAGGGUGGGGAUGAUGAUAGACUGGCUAGCCGUACCGAGAAGCCUGUCGAUGGGUUGGUGGUCGGUGGUCAGCUGGAAUACUUUUACCUGCUCGAGAACCCCGACUUCGCCACAGAUCCGAGGGAGCCGGUGAGGGCCGCAUAUCAGAAGGUGACCUCCCAGCUGGGGGCAGAGGUCAUACGCGUUCCAAAAGAGGGAAGGAGUACCCGGCCCUGGGAUGGUGAAGGACACGCGGACAGGAGAAUGGGGAGUGCCAACGGCGGUGGAAAGGGAGCUGGCAAUGGGAUUCCUGCCGGGCGCGAGCGCCGCGGAAGGCGUGGCAGAAUGGGAGCGUGUGCGGGCGCUGGGGCAGGCAAUGGACGUCCAGGCGAUGGAGUGGCUGCUACACACGGUGGAAGUGCAACUGCUGCUAUGGGACAUGGAGACCCGCGUAGAGGAGACCGAGUGGUGGGCGGAGGGAAGUGGGCCGAACAGCGAAGCGCGGUCAAGGCUGGAUGA